Messenger RNA from Rotaria sp. Silwood2, 474 nucleotides. Lineage: Eukaryota; Metazoa; Rotifera; Eurotatoria; Philodinida; Philodinidae. The record is from the annotation of a GenBank genome assembly.
AUGAUACAAUUUGUUAUUGACGAUUCUGUUAAAGAAUGUCAUCAGAAACGAAGUAAACUGGAUCAAUAUUAUAAAAAGUUAUUAGCAGCUUAUUUAAGAAGCCAAUUAGAAGAAAAUAUGAUGAAUGAUAAUGAUCCGUCAAAACCAAUAUGGACAAUAGAUAUCAACAGUGAAGAAAAUGAUGACAGUGAAGACAAAACUAAUGUAGUACAAAAUAUCAAUAAUGAUGACACAGACCAGGAUAUUUUCAAUGAUCCAGUACUAGCUGAUAAAAUACUUAAGGAAGAAAAACUUCUAAUACCAAAAUCGAAGUCAAAUCAGAAAAAAACUUAUCAACAGUCUGAUAUGAAUACUUCGAAUUCUGAUAUCAAUAUGGUUGAUAAAACAAGCAAGUCAACAAAGGAUAAUAAUAGAAGCAACGAUGAUCAAUCCACAAGUAAUGUGCGAAAAGAACAUGAUCGAACAGAUCUUUAA